This is a messenger RNA of Kwoniella botswanensis, 345 nucleotides long. RefSeq lists its product as uncharacterized. NCBI's taxonomy places the organism in Eukaryota, Fungi, Basidiomycota, Tremellomycetes, Tremellales, Cryptococcaceae. Bases 1 to 345 code for a protein of 114 amino acids. The transcript is spliced from 4 exons. The record is from RefSeq and is a predicted model, not a curated record.
AUGAAUAUUGCUCCUCAUCAGAUCCAUCAUCCAUAUGUGAACCCACAAGAGAUCCCCUUCCCAACAAUGACUCUCCCAGGAGGUGGAAGACUAGGGUUCUUCCCAGCUGUGAAAACUAGAUUCGCUGGACCCAACGUAGGAUUCGGAGCGGGUCUUAUGGGAAUGCCACACCCUCUGGGAUCACCCCUAGCUUGGGGAGUAGGAACUGGCAUCGAUAAUACCGCUGCAUCUUGGAGGAGGUAUUAUGGUGUUGCAGGGAUGUUAACGGGUUAUCCACUCCAUGGGAGGUUACCUGGUAAGACUGGAGUAGGAGGCUAUUGGGGGGGAUGGCAUAUGCGUGAUUAA